GUGUCAGCUUAUGCUUCGUGUCGAGUUUGAGAAAUACUAUUUUGUAGCUAUUCAACGAAGAUAAGAGUAAUUGGGAUUUGACGACGCUUGAGAGAACUGAGCUUGACCUGAACUGACCGGACGCCAUUGAGCAGACAUGGCCUUCCGCGACGAUCACACGGAAGUCGCCCCUCCCUACUCCAGGGUCUUCGUCGUCUGCGGAAAACUCAAUGAGGACGACCUCAGACCUCUGUUUGAAAAGCACGGCGACCUCGAAGACCUUUACAUACCCAGAGAUCGAAACACCGGAACCGCUAAAGGGGUAGCCUAUGUAAAAUACUACAAAACUUCAAAUGCCGCCGCCGCCAUUGAAGAGCUCCAUCUUAAAAGGGUCGACAAGCACUCUAAACCUCUCAAAGUUAUGGUUGCUAAUCAAAAACAUGACACUGACGUAGUCAGCGAGGACAAAUACAAGCGCCUGUUCAUCAAAGUACCGAGGCAAGAUUCAGAGAGAGACAUAAAAGACCACUUCUCCGAGUUUGGCUGUGUGGAAUUCGUUAAGAUUCCCAAGGACAAAUCAACUAAUGAAAGCAAAGGUUUCGCGUAUGUACAAUAUAGGACGUUCAUUGAAGCUGCGAAGGGGUAUGAAAGGUGCGAUCGCAAGUACAGACCAAUGUUCGCGACACCUAAAGAGGAGCUGCAACGUAAUAGUAGAAGCGGUCAAGGCCAAGACAAUUCGAUGGAUAUGCGAGCCGACAAUAGGUUCUAUCCGCAAUCGGUUUACCCCCAAAAUUCUGUGAGCUCCAUGAUAAAUACGCCAUCUGACGGCUACGUCACGGUUAAUGUAACUUGCAGCCCUCAAGUACCUCAGCAACCCCUCGAGCAGCUCUUCAACAUAGUACCAGGAAUGCAACAGUUCGAGUUCUCCGACGACCCCUACAACGGCUAUUCAAAAGCGUUAGUCACAUACGCAAACGCGUCCGCCGCAGCGUAUGCCGUCGAAAAAAUCAACAACUAUCAUUUCCCUUCAGGCGAAAUUCUUACUGUGAAACCGGAGAAUCAGUUAAAGAGAGUGGCCAAUGACUUGACUAAUAUGGUCGACGUGUUUAAGAAGUCUCUAGACGGGGGUGGUACGAGCCCCAACCUCAUGCAGCUAGCUGAAGCCAUAGCUCAAGCAUCGUCGUUGAUUAAACAAGCGACUUCCAUACAAGUUGGGACCGAGCAGCUCAUUGAUACCCGUGUUGAUCGUCCUCAGCUUGAUGAUUUUUGGAGCUCUCUGCCGCCAUCGCAGCCAAUGCUCGAUCGUGACGCUAGGGUCGCAAAGCGUUGCUUCAUAGUAUUCCAUCCUCACCCGCCUCCGCCCGCUUACUUAAGAGAUAUCUUCUGCCGCUUCGGAGACCUGAUAGACGUGUCGACAUUCUCUAAUAAAACUUAUGGCUAUGCGAAGUACGGGUCCGAGAGAGCCGCCGACAAUGCGAUGGCGUGUCUCCAUGGAAAGACUGUGAACGGGAUCAGAAUGAAGGUUCUGGAAGCCGAUGAGAAACCGCCGAGAGAUGACGAUGAUGAAAUGGACGGAAGACGGAAGAGAUCUCGGAGGGACGAUGACUAAACACUAUUUUAAUGGCACUUUAGUGGUUCAAUGAGUACAGUUUACCGAGUUUACCGAGUACGACUAAGCAAUAAAGUAACUAAUAAGGGCCAGUUGCACCAACCACAUUUUACAGACAAUAGUGAACUGAGAAAUAUACCAUACAAUAUAAUUUAACAAACGUUUUAACGGUGACAGACGGUUUUGUGCAACCGACCCUUACGCGGUUAUGCUGAUUCGCAUGUCGCUCCAGUGUAUGAGUGUCGGAUGUCCCGGAGCUGCGUGUGAAUCGGCAUCCAAUUUUAAGACCGUCACCCAGUGACAAUCUGAGUGUUUACUAUUCUACAAUAGUCUCUACAGACAAAACCAAUGUUCCGGUGAGACCAUAAACGUAGCCUAAAGCUGUCAAUAGAUGGUGGAGGUCCCCAUACCGACGAAGAAAAUACGAGUAAAAGAAAGACAGUGAAACUAGACGUCAGUGUUUAGCGCAAUAAUUAAUCAUAGGGGUGUAUAUACUGCGACAAGAAAGUGUAGAAAUUAAAAAGUGGCAAUAUUGUUGUGUCCUCCCGUUUUCUUACGACACUACAAUAUUGCCACUAAAUUUCUACACUUUUCAGACUGUAGUAUUGUUUUAGAGAGGAACGCAACUUUGUGGACUUUUUAUUGUUUUUUUUUUGAAAGAAAGAAAAUAUAUUUAUUCAGGACGCUUACAGUAUUGCUUAAAUGUAAUACAACACUUUCAUUAAAAUAAAACAUAAACGUCACUGAAAAGGUCUCCCCUCAGCUUGAUGUCAAGUUUCCUUUCAGGUAUCUUGACGCUGGUCUUCUGUGGAGACCUGUUUUUCGUCUCUGUUUUUUACUUUCAGGAAUAACGACUUUAUACUCAACGUAAUGCAUACGUUAAUUUUUCAUUUAGAUAUAAUUCGUUCUUAAAUCCAUUUUGCUCGUACUACAAUAAAUACCUAAAGUUAGGUAAUGCACGUUAUUAAGGUCGGCCAAGACAAUUGAUAGCUGAUUAAUUGUCCCAUUCGAAUAUCCUUUUUCGUUCAUUAAAUUAAAUUAUUUGCCUGAAACUGUGUUUUCAUGUAGGUUAAUAGUAGAUUUAAGGCCUUGAAUGUUAGUUUUAAUAUUAUAAGUAAGUACAUUUUGUAGUAACUAAAAUUUAAACCAGAGUAAUCUUAGCCUCUGGGACAAAAAUUAAUAUUCUAUGUAAAAUGGUUUCUAGAGAGUGCAGUAACCGGCCAAACUUCAUAACCGGUUUCGGUUACGGUUAUGCCCGAAAAAUAACCCAUAAUCGGUUACGGUUAUUUUCGACAAAAAAUUACAAAUUUACAAUAAAAAUAUGAUCUUGGACGUGAUAAAUAUCCAUUAUAUUCAAUCAAAAUAUUUCAUAAAUAAGGGAAGUAAGUUUGGUAUAUUUUCGUCAUUAAAGUACACGAAUGACAAAAAUUAUAGUCACAGCCGUCACAGCCAAAAAAGGCAGGAUUUUGUAGCCAUUAGAAGAUCAAUUCAUAGAAUUCAAGUCAUAAAUAAAUAACCGAAAAUAACCGGUUAUACGUGUUUCCAAUAAUCGGUUAUGAAAUUUUGUCAAAAUAAUCGGUUAUAAAUAACCGAUUAAUUCGGAUAGGGUUAUAACCGAUUUGCAUUCCCUAGUUGUUUCUCGGGAAUGUGUUGUAAGUUACAGGCUUUCAAAAAUAUAGUAUUACUGAU
Messenger RNA from Cydia strobilella, 3277 nucleotides. Its product is annotated as RNA-binding protein 45-like. Gene Ontology annotation, cellular component: cytoplasm; nucleus; ribonucleoprotein complex. The transcript is spliced from 2 exons. The coding region runs from base 137 to 1588 and encodes 483 amino acids. The record is from RefSeq and is a predicted model, not a curated record. Gene Ontology annotation, molecular function: mRNA binding. Lineage: Eukaryota; Metazoa; Arthropoda; Insecta; Lepidoptera; Tortricidae.